AUGGCGGGAAUUUUGAAAUAUGCAAGUACAAGGGAUUUUGGAAAAUUGGACUUCCAUACCGUCGAUCGUUCGAUGUCAACGAGCAAUGUUGACAUUCUAGAUAGCACGAUGUCUUCAAAAACGACAUCUACUACAACAACAACAAAUAUUAAGGAUGAUAGUAACAACAACAACAAUAACAACAACAACAAUAACAACAACAAUCAGACUACUACUACAACUACCAACAACCCAUCAACAUCAACAACAACAUUAAAUGAAGAUGAUGAUAGUAGUGAAAGUGGAUCAACAUUGGAUAUACCCAAACCAUCGAUCGAUGACAUGUUGAACAAGAUUGAUGAAUCUGCAUUGGCACAUUUAGACAAACCAGCAUCGAGAAAGAAAUAUGCACACGAAGAUUCAUCGACGCCAUCAUGGUUUAAGCAUUCAAAGCACUUUCUCAUAUUCUCAUUCUCUGGCAAACCGAUAUACUCGAGAUAUGGUGACGAGGUAGCUCUCAAUACAUUCAUGGCUACACUCAGUGCAAUGUCAUCGUUUAUCGAAUCACAAAAGGAUGAACUCAGACACAUCAAAACCGGUGACUAUGUCUUUGUCUAUCUUCAUCGUGAUCCUCUCUGUCUUGUAUCUAUAGCAAAUACCGGUGAAACUCCUGCCAUCAUCUCUAGACAAUUGGAAUAUAUACAUUCACUCAUCGUAUCAAUGUUGACUCAAUCAAAUAUUAAAGCUGUUUUCGAUGCUAAAUAUGAUUUAAGAGAUUUAUUAGGUGGUACGGACAAAUUUUUAGAUAACCUUAUAAAGACUAUAGAUAAAGAUAUAUCUAUUCUAUUAAACUCUGUAAAUUGCCUUCGAUUAAAUUAUACACCAAGAAAUGAUAUCACUAAUAUCAUUCAAAGUAACAAACAUGAAUCUGUAUUAUUUGCACUACUUGUAUCAGGAAACAAAUUAAUUAGUUUUGUUAAACAAAAAAAAUAUUCCCUUAAACCUCAAGAUAUUCAUAUUGUAAUGAAUUUUGUUUCAUCAACAUCAUCAUUUAGAGAAAGUGAAGCAUGGAUACCAAUUUGUUUACCCAAUUUUAAUAAUACUGGAUUCCUUCAUCUUUACAUUUGUUAUAUUCUACCCGAUGUUUGUCUAUUACUAUUCUCUGCGCUACCAGAAUCUUUCUAUCAUCUUAGUAACUGUAAAAAUUUAAUAGUUAAAGAAAUGGAAAGUAAAGGAUUAAUGGAAGAAUUAACAAAAGCAGUACAAAAUCAUGGAUAUACAUCAGCAAUGACAGGUGUACCACACUUGUUACACUUUAUGUAUAGAUCGAGAACAUCAUACUUUAGCACAUCGCCCAAGUUUACAGCACCCUAUUCAGAUAAAAAGGAGAGAAAGAGAUUGUUCCGUCUCUACCAACAUAUAGUGGAUCGUGUCAACAACUCUUGCUCCAAACCACACAAAUACUUUUAUCAUACCAGUCGUUAUGAGACUGUCAUUGUAGCAGUCUCUAGUACCCAUGAAAUCUAUGCAACCUUUUCACCUCUUGAAACCAAACAAACUGUAUUUGAAUCAUUCUCAUUUUUAUUGCAAUGGAUUAAAGAUAAUGAAUCAAGCUUAUUCCUUCAAUAA
Messenger RNA from Cavenderia fasciculata, 1608 nucleotides. RefSeq names its product DUF254 family protein (gene mon1). Bases 1 to 1608 code for a protein of 535 amino acids. NCBI's taxonomy places the organism in Eukaryota, Evosea, Eumycetozoa, Acytosteliales, Cavenderiaceae. The record is from RefSeq and is a predicted model, not a curated record. Gene Ontology annotation, biological process: protein targeting to vacuole; vesicle-mediated transport. The transcript has 7 exons.